Molecule: messenger RNA, 414 nt
Organism: Dioscorea cayenensis subsp. rotundata (Guinea yam)
Lineage: Eukaryota; Viridiplantae; Streptophyta; Magnoliopsida; Dioscoreales; Dioscoreaceae
Product: auxin-responsive protein SAUR36-like
Exons: 1
Coding region: 1-414 (137 amino acids)
Biological process (GO): response to auxin
Source: RefSeq, a predicted model, not a curated record
AUGACAAUGAAGUUGCUGAGGGUUCCAUCCCUUAAGAGAAUGAUCUCUUCACCAAGAGUGGAUAAACUAUCAGAUUUCAAUGAAUACAAUACAUCAUCUGUUGCAGAGAAGGGACAUUUCUUUCUUUAUACAUCGGAGGGGAAGCGAUUCAUGGUUCCCUUGGCAUAUCUCACCAAUAAUGUCUUCAAGGAGCUCUUGAAGAUAUCUGAAGAAGAAUUUGGGUUGCCAGGCGAUGAUCCCAUCACAUUGCCCUGUGAUGCAGCAUCAAUGGAGUAUAUGCUGUCCAUGCUGAGAAGAGGAGUAUCUGAAGAGGUGGAAAAGUCAUUGCUUAGCUCCAUUUUCAUUUCUUACAAAUCAACAUGCUCUGAUCUUGCCAUACAAAAUACUCAAUAUCUUGCAGUUUGUAGUUGCUGA